Messenger RNA from Ylistrum balloti, 1092 nucleotides. Its product is annotated as large ribosomal subunit protein mL39-like. Gene Ontology annotation, molecular function: nucleotide binding; threonine-tRNA ligase activity. Bases 18 to 1028 code for a protein of 336 amino acids. Gene Ontology annotation, cellular component: mitochondrion. Lineage: Eukaryota; Metazoa; Mollusca; Bivalvia; Pectinida; Pectinidae. Gene Ontology annotation, biological process: threonyl-tRNA aminoacylation. The record is from RefSeq and is a predicted model, not a curated record. The transcript has 9 exons.
UGUUGAUCUAGCUGAAAAUGUCUAUUCGGAAACUUUGCUCUAACAGGCUGAUCCGUCCGUUGGAUAAAACGUUUUGUAGAUAUUAUUCUCAAAGAAAGCUGACAAAUGCAGAAAUAAGAAAGAAAAGAAAUGCCCUGUUUGAGGAAGAGAAGGCUCGACAGCUUUCACUGGUGACACGGAUUGAGAAAAUAGAGGUGAAAUAUGAAGGCCAUCCUGAGCCAUGCACCUUGAUCAUGAACAAAGGACUAUCAACUCCGUAUCACUGCACCAUGCACCUGCAGGAAUUGUUGAUGGAUCGUUCAGUGGUGGCGAAAGUCAACGGUCAGUUGUGGGAUAUGCACCGUCCUCUUGAAGAAGAUUGUACUUUAGAACUUCUACAUUUCUUGGAAAAAAAACCAUUUGCUAGUAAUAAUACAUUUUGGCGUUCCAUGUCAUUUGUACUUGGUCACAUUUUAGAGACGGGCUUCAAGGAAGAUAUCCGAGUGGACCUGUGUUCAUUUUCUCGUCCAAAUGUAAGAAGUGGAAGUUUUGUGUAUGAUGCAAAUCUUGGCACUGCUACCACAGACUACACAAUAAAUGAGAGUGUGUUAAGAGGCUUGAGUGCAAUUGGAUAUCGACUUGGUGCACAGAAGUUACCAUUUGAACCUCUAUACGUGGACGUAGCUCUUGCGGAAAAGAUGUUUGUGGAUAAUCCAUAUAAGCUUCAACAGAUUCCGAGUAUUGCCUCAAAGUCCGAAAGUAAAUCACACGUGAAAGUGUAUCGAAUGGGGGAGCACAUCGACAUCAGCAAUGGUCCUUUGAUGUCAUCUACCUCGCAUAUAUCCAACUUCAGAGUCACAGCGAUUCACCCCAUCAUGACUGGCUAUGGGAUGUUACACAGAGUUCAGGGUUUGGCUAUACCGCACCCUCUGAAGCUACAUCACUGGGCAUUUGAUCUACUUGAUGAGCGUGCCUCAAAAUUGAAUGUUGAGGCUGCAUAUCCGUAUCUUCGUCAGGAGGAGGAGAGUGAAAUAUUAAUGAAAGAAUAGUCGUCAGAAGUCUCAAAUUUGUUGUUAAUUAAGUGCAUCUAUUAAAAGAAUUACAUAUACAGAA